Molecule: messenger RNA, 2061 nt
Organism: Syngnathus typhle (broad-nosed pipefish)
Lineage: Eukaryota; Metazoa; Chordata; Actinopteri; Syngnathiformes; Syngnathidae
Product: C-type mannose receptor 2-like
Exons: 15
Coding region: 190-2061 (623 amino acids)
Molecular function (GO): signaling receptor activity
Source: RefSeq, a predicted model, not a curated record
UUGCAGAGACCUGAAUAAUACCCGGCGCCUUGAUUCUCCUUCAACUUCAGUUUCGGCUUCAAGUUCUGCUCAACUUCAAGUUCUCCUUCAACUCCCUCUUCUGCUUCAAGUUCUCCUUCAACUCCCUCUUCUGCUUCAUUUUCUGUUUCAGAUUCUGUCUGCGUGGGCCAGGCUGCCCGAUUGGACAUCAUGAGCCUCCCCACACUUGUGGUGGCAUUGGCGCUGACGUUGUGCGCCUGGAUUACGCUUUGUGGAGACAUUUCGUGCGAUUCCGGAUGGGAGGUGUUCGGCUCCAGCUGCUACAAGAAGAUGCCAGCCACCAACGGUUGGCUGGGGGCCCGUUUACACUGCGCCCUGGAGGGCGGCGACCUGGUCUCCUUCAACUCAUUGGCCGAGGAAGAUUUUGUGAAGGGCAAAAUGGGGGUGGACCCGUUCUGGAUCGGACUCUCCAACCUGGAAUGCGGCCAUAAGUUGUGUCAUCGAAUGUCAGGCAAGGAGCCGAAAUGGUCCGACGACACGCCGCUGAUCUACAGCAACUGGUAUGCCGGUCAAGCCGUAAGCACCACAUCGGAGUCCUGCGCCUACGCUGAUUCCAACCAGUGGGACAAGUGGAGAACCGGCUUGUGCGAGUCCUCCCUGGCGUACAUAUGCAAACGCUCGCCCGACGGCUGCCCGGACGGACAACCGUGCUCCAAGAAGGCCGACCGUUUGGCUCUCUCUCCGGUGCAAACUUCCGCCUGCGACCCCGGCUACUUGCUCUACGGCCCUUUUUGCUACCGCUACUUCUUGGAGACCAAAAAAAUUUGGCAGGCAGCUGAGGAUGACUGCGUCGCACGGGGAGGUCACCUGGCAAGCGUCCACUCGCAUGAAGACAGCAAAUGGAUGCUGGGCCGCGCGCCGUCACCACCGGGCACUUUUUGUUUCCAUGCUUGUUCUCAUUUGCGCUCCCUUGCAGCCAAGUCCACCAGUCCUCCUCCGCCGCUCCCAGCCUGGAGCGACAAAUGCGGCUGGGAGUGGCUGGACAACCCCGCCAACGACUUCUGCUACCUGAUGAGAGGGAACCAGCUCAAAAGCUGGAAGGAGGCGCGCGACGACUGCAACCGCCACGAUGCCCAUCUGCUCAGUAUCACGGACUCUCACGAGCAGGCCUUUGUGCACGGUCACAGCAAGGCCGUGCUCACCACUCCCUCGCUGUGGCUGGACGCCGACGCCCCCUUCGCCGAGAGCGGCGGCCGGUGGGCCGACGGCUCCCCGUUCAGCUACGUCCACCUGAGCGCCGGUCACCAUGGCGACAAAGUUGGGGGACGCUGCCUUUCCUUUCUCAUUGACAACGGCGACUGGAAAUUUGACGUGUGCGAGAUCAAGAGAGGCUACAUCUGCAAGAGCAGAGACAUUUCGUCCGAUUCCGGAUGGGAGGUGUUCGGCUCCAGCUGCUACAAGAAGAUGCCAGCCACCAACGGUUGGCUGGGGGCCCGUUUACACUGCGCCCUGGAGGGCGGCGACCUGGUCUCCUUCAACUCAUUGGCCGAGGAAGAUUUUGUGAAGGGCAAAAUGGGGGUGGACCCGUUCUGGAUCGGGCUCUCCAACCUGGAAUGCGGCCAUAAGUUGUGUCAUCGAAUGUCAGGCAAGGAGCCGAAAUGGUCCGACAACACGCCGCUGAUCUACAGCAACUGGGAUGCCGGUCAAGCCGUAAGCACCACAUCGGAGUCCUGCGCCUACGUCAAGCGAAAAGCAUAUGUUUCCGACCAGUGCGACAAGUGGAGAACCGGCUUGUGCGAGUCCUCCCUGGCGUACAUAUGCAAACGCUCGCCCGACGGCUGCCCGGACGGACAACCGUGUUCCAAGAAGGCUGACCGUUUGGCUCUCUCUCCGGUGCAAACUUCCGCCUGCGACCCCGGCUACUUGCUCUACGGCCCUUUUUGCUACCGCUACUUCUUGGAGGCCCAUAAGUCUUGGCAGGCAGCUGAGGAUGACUGCGUCGCACGGGGAGGUCACCUGGCAAGCGUCCACUCGCAUGAAGACGGCAAAUGGAUGCUGGGUGAGCACCAAGGGCCACCAUGA